ACUCUUGAUGUUCCGUGACAGAAGAACAUCACGUAACUCUCAUCUUUGCCAGUUUCAGAAAAUAGGUUAUGUUAUGACAUUACUUUCUAGGUUAUACAACUUUUGCUUACUAGAGGCUAGCUGAAACAAAUAUGGGUCAGACAUCAGAAAUCACUGCUUUUCUGAAUAUCCACAAAGACCAGCUCAUUUCCUCCGGAGUUCCUCAACAGUAUUGGCAAACUUUAUAUCACAAAUUGGUGAACCAAACCUUUGACGCAGGGGAAACCUUUCAAAUACUCAAACUAGACUAUGAAAAACGCGAAGAACACGAGCCCCUGUUUGCCUUGCAAGCCACUAAGUCUAUAGAAAAGGCCGAUCCCCUCCACAUAUAUCUCAUAGACCAUGCUUGGACGUAUCGUGUGGACCAAGCCAAGCAGCAGCUCUUACAGCAUGACAGUCUUCGCCAACGCUUGUGUAACAUGUUCGAUAAGGAUAGCAGCUUGGCCAAGGAGGAAUUGGUGGAGGAACUGUUCGAUAGUUUGUGGAAGAUCAAUAAUUACUAUACCAUCAGCAGUGCUGAUAACGUAGAAGACAGAUUGCCGGUUUGGUACGUUAUGGAUGAAAUAGGUACUGCUGUAUUGCACAGUGAUCAACCUAACUGUAGAAUAGUUCCCUUCAUUUACAUAAACGACCAGAUAACUUACUCGGUUCUAUUCCCUGUAGAAGAUAUUGCAGAGGAAGAUAUAGUUUACAGAGACUUUGCCGAGGGUGUAGUUGACCAAGAUCGUCGCUCUGCCUUGUUGCUUCCUUGGGUUCCAAAAUCGUUUGAGGACAAAGAUGUAAUCCCAACAAUUCCGACUGAAGAAUAUUUCCUAGGUGGCCAUCUAAAAGAAAGUCUACCAGUCUUAUCGAAACUGCCGAGCAUGGAAGUUCCCCAUAAUGUCUUGAAAGUUUUCUCCCAGUAUAGUUUGGUCAACAAGCAUCUCACAAACAACAGGUUCAUCUUGGUUAAUGACGAGCAGGAGGCUGAUAUUUUGUGGUACACGGAACACUUCAAAGACUUCGAGCGCCUCAGUGAGACACCGGAGAAGUUUGUGAAUCAGUUUCCGUUUGAAUAUGUGAUAACCGUCAAAGAUCUCUUGUGCAUAACGUGUAGAAGAAAGGAGAGUUCAAGCCAGUGGCUACCUGUAACUUACAAUCUUCUUACUGAGGUCCCUAACUUCAUCAGCUGCUUUCAGCAACGUGAGAAGCUUGGUUUGGACAACGUCUGGAUAGUGAAGCCCUACAACCUAGCCAGGGGUUUAGACAUACACAUAACGAGCAAUUUGAAUUAUAUCUGUAGGCUUUUGGGGACAGGACCCAAGAUAGUGCAGAAGUACAUUACGAAACCCGUGUUGUUUUACAGGCCGGAGUGCGGCGGCAGAGUCAAAUUUGACAUCAGGUAUUUGCUGCUAGUGAAGAGCGUAAAACCUCUGGAAGCUUAUGUGUACAGGCAUUUUUUCUUGAGAUUUGCAAACCGGCCUUUCGAGCUCAACGAGUUUGACGUUUACGAAAAGCAUUUCACGGUGAUGAACUACACUGACAAUGCAGUUUUGAAACAUAUGAAAUGCGAAGACUUCAAAAUGGAGUGGACGGGUCAGUACCCCAAUCACGACUGGGAGGAUGUGGAAAAAUCAAUUAUUCAGAUGCUGAAGGAGAUUCUGGAAUGCGCUACGAUGGAGAAGCCCCCAUGUGGCAUUGCAGAAAGCCCCCAGUCCAGGGCUGUUUACGCUGCGGAUAUAAUGUUAGAGUGGGAUGCGGAUGGUAAUAUCCGUCCUAAGAUUUUAGAAAUAAAUUUCACUCCUGACUGCAAGAGGGCUUGCGACUAUUAUCCCGAUUUUUAUAAUGACAUAUUUAGGUUGCUGUUUUUGAAUGAGGAUUCAGGUGCUUUUUUUACAUUGUAAAAGCUGUGAUAAGUAAUUUGCCUUUGAUAUUGACUGGAUCAACUGAUUUUUGGAAAAUCAACUGCUUUUAAUGCUUUUUGAACUUUGUAAGCAAAUAAAUAUUUGACCAAUGAA
This is a messenger RNA of Leptinotarsa decemlineata (Colorado potato beetle), 2036 nucleotides long. RefSeq names its product Tubulin tyrosine ligase-like 12 (gene TTLL12). The record is from RefSeq and is a predicted model, not a curated record. NCBI's taxonomy places the organism in Eukaryota, Metazoa, Arthropoda, Insecta, Coleoptera, Chrysomelidae. Gene Ontology annotation, biological process: protein modification process. Gene Ontology annotation, cellular component: cytoplasm.